UAUCAUUAGGGUGGAGACAUGUGCUUCUGAAUCGCAGUCUCUGGGGCCUUCAUGAUGAUAAUUCUAGCUGUGUGGAGGUGGUGGGAAAACAUGUGUCUUUAAAGUGUUCAGAGAUUCUCAGAUUUGAAAAGAUCAUUCUCCAUCGUUUUGUCAGGAGGGGUUGACGAGUGAGUCACUGAGUGUUCAUGCUGAGUUGGAGGUCAUGGCCAGAUAAGCAGUGACUCCAGUGUCGUACCACAGUCACCUCACAGAUGUUCACCCUGUUUAAAUGCCUUGUGGACAUCUUGGAAAGAGAAAAGAGAAAUGGUAUUGUCUGCUUGCUGAGAGGGUUCACUCUUUGGAAGUUAUGGGCAGCUGUGCACCCCAGGAGAAAGCUGAUUCACUAAAUGCCUUGUUUGGAAGAAAUACCUUAGUUACCCUACAUUCAUUUCUGUGAAAAGCUCCAUGCGCCUCUUUUCCUGAUUAAUAAUUGGAUUCUUUGUACUCACACAUUUUUGACACUGUUUGGUCAACACCUUUGCAAUUUUGGUCCAGCUCAUAUGAUAAGCAUCACUUGCUUGUGAUAUUUAAGUUCGAUAUUUUCCAAAAUUGAAAGCAGUUUUACAAUAGGGUGAAAUUUGCAUGACAACAUUGAUUAGAGCACAAAAACCACCAAAAUACCAAAGCAUUUGGUGCCAGUUAUCACUGUCACUGGUCACUCCCAUUGGUUCUCUGUUGUCUAGCCCUGGCAAAACUGUGAUGUAUAUUAUUUUCUUUGAUGCAGUUUGAAAUUCCAUAUAAAAAGCUUGCCUUAUUGUGUUCCCAGAUGGGGUUGGGGGUAGGGGCUUCAUAUGAGGAUUUUAUGGCUGUCACAGAGCAAGUUGGGAUCAGGAUGUCUCGUCUAGUUUCUGGCAUGUGGAGCUGCUUAUUAGGAAUGCUGAAGUGCUACCAUAAAAAUAUAUAAAUGCAUAAAUGCAAAAAAUAUACAGUGUCUGUGGUUUUUUUGACCACUCAACCCUGUCUUUCUCUUUUUAAAGUCUUUUAGAUGUAGGUUAGGAUAUGUGCUUGCUUAUUUUUCUAUGAGAAUUAAGGCCAGACUGACAUAAAAUUCUUUUUACUGAUUUCAGUUUUAUGGAAUAUAUUCCAAUGACAAAUAAUAUCAGAAGAUAUAAUUUCAUAUAGUCAAAUAAAACCUACAGUCAGAUCACGGGUUUGCUUGUUGAUUAUUAAAAACUCAAACAGCGGAAACUCUUGAUUUUUAUUAUGUGAUUCAUGUAUGAUUCCUGAGUUAUGAAACUGACCAGAAGGGCUAUGGAAAUGCCUGUCUUUUGUGGACUAGUGGCUGCAAGUUCCUGAGCAGUUCACGUUGGCUGAAAAUGUUGGUGCAUAAACAGUUAAACAUAAACAGUUAAACAUAAACAGUUGAAGCCAUUUAUCAGUGACUCAGGUAAUGUAUUUAGAUCACCAUUGAUUUGUUUAUGACAGCGUGAAUUAGCAAAUUAAUUGACUAAUGGUAUAUGGUCGCAUUCUCAUUAGUCACUGCCAACAUCUUGUUAGACAAUCACACAGAUGUGUCGGAAAUGCUGUUCCUGUCGUCCGUGUUAAGAUUGAUAUUCUGCUUCAUCAAUAUGGAACUAAAGACAAUGUGUUCUGCAGAAACCACAGUUUCAGGAACUGCUAAAAUUUCAUUUGUAUAUAAAGAAGAUGACAUAUUUGCAAAUGCAUUGCAUGAGAAUGAGAUAGAUGUAACCCUCAUGCCUUAUUUAUUCUUUUCACAACCCUGAUUUUAGAAUAAUGAAAAACAUAUGUACAAUGUUUGUACUUUUACAACUAUUUGUGAGAAAAUUGUUACAUCAGUGUACUCAUUUGAAUUUAGAAAAUAAACAGCUGCUUUCUGAAGAUUGCUUGGCUUUAUCAUCAGACAAGGGCCUGUAUUCCUGUUGUUCUGUGAUGUUAUGAUUAUGAAGGUUAUGAAUGCAGUUUUCCCUGUAGAACAUUUAAAGAGGUUAUUGGAGCUUUAACUGAAGCAUUUCAACAACACUGAUAAGUCUGUUGAACCAUAUUAUCACCCGAUUUUAUCAGCCAACAGCAUAUUGGUCAUGGAUAAGGAAGGAAGGUACACUCCCAGCAUUCAGAUUCUUACUCUGGAAAUAAUUCGUUUGAAAUGACUGACCCCUCCUCAUCUCUCUAUCUGCAUAUCUGCACUGCUUAACUCCACUGAGGUUGGAAAAUGGUUUUUCAGUUACUCUCCUAUGUAGACUUUAUCAGGCAUGACAACAGAGGCAUAGAGAGAGACAGCUGAGUUUGAAAUUUUCACUCGGAUGUGUCCAGAAGGCCUUCAAGUUGUUUGGAGCUAUGUUGCUCUUUUGAAAAUGUUCUGUCAACUGCAUGUGUGACAGAGUAAGGCUGUGUCCGCCUGUAUUUUGAGGAAGAUUUUGGAAGUGGUAAAUUCCACAGGGCAGCUGGUGCCGGCUGUUAGCAUUCCAUCUGCCUGUGCGAGAGUGAGUGAGAGCCAGCCAUGCUACUCCCGGUCAGCUUAGCCCUGGGCCUGGCAAAAUAUACUAGCAGUGACUACCAUUUUAAAAAUCCAACAGGGCUCUGUUGCAGGACCUUGCAUAGUAUUGUGAAGUUUGGCACUCUUUAGAACUGUUGGUGUGGAGGUCAGCCCACUUCAGGGCUAGGAUGGGUGCCUGGUCGAUGCCAGUGGGUUAGGUGGGCGAACAUGUGGCAGGCCUCAAUGCAGCUGCUGUACACUUACCCUGUUGGAAUGUGAGGACAAACUGUGGGCUCUGGAGGAGGCUCAGAUGGCUAUCCAGCAACUGUUUGGCAAAAUCAAAGACAUCAAGGACAAAGCGGAGAAAUCGGAACAAAUGGUAAAAGAGAUCACCCGGGACAUCAAGCAGCUGGACCAUGCAAAACGUAACCUAACCACGUCCAUUACUACUCUUAAUCACCUGCACAUGCUAGCAGGAGGUGUGGACUCUCUAGAGGCCAUGACACGCAAGAGGCAGUAUGGAGAGGUGGCCAACUUGCUCCAGGGAGUGGUUAACGUGCUGGAGCACUUCCAAAAGUAUAUGGGCAUCCCUCAGAUCCGCCAACUGUCUGAAAGAGUGAAAGCAGCACAAAGUGAACUAGGCACACAGAUCCUAGCUGACUUUGAUGAGGCUUUUCCUGCACAGGGCUCAAAGAGGCCUGGAGGCCCCAGCAUUGUGCUCAGAGAUGCCUGUUUGGUGGCCAGUGUCCUGGAUCCUCGCAUUAAGCAAGAAAUAAUCAAGAAGUUUAUUAGGCAGCAUCUCUCUGAGUACCUUGUGCUCUUUCAAGAGAACCAGGAUGUGGCAUGGUUAGAUAAGAUUGACCGGCGCUAUGCAUGGAUAAAGCGUCAGCUAGUGGACUAUGAGGAGAAGUAUGGCCGCAUGUUUCCUGAAGAGUGGUGCAUGACCGAGCGUAUCGCUGUGGAGUUCUGCCAUAUCACCAGAACUGAGCUGGCCAAGCUGAUGCGAGCUCGUGCCAGGGAGAUUGAGGUCAAGCUCUUGCUCUUUGCUAUUCAGAGGACCACCAAUUUCGAGGGGCUGCUGGCUAAGCGCUUCUCAGGCAGCACCUUGAGCAACGGCCCAGGGAAGAGACCUGAGACGCCCUUGGAGCCCACUAACCCCUUUCUGGAGGAUGAGUCAGGAGAGGACAACGUUUCUGAGAAGGAUGAAGAUCUGGUCAGGCCGAAAAAGCCUAAGACCCCAGAGAACCCGUUCCAUGGCAUCGUUUCCAAAUGUUUCGAGCCUCAUCUCUAUGUCUACAUUGAAUCACAGGACAAGAACCUCGGGGAGCUGAUUGACCGCUUUGUGGCUGAUUUCCGAGCGCAGGGUCCCCCUAAGUCAGGCACAGAAGAAGGGGGAGCUGUGUUGCCCAGCUGUGCAGAUCUUUUUGUAUACUAUAAAAAGUGCAUGGUGCAGUGCUCUCAGCUGAGCACAGGAGAGCCCAUGAUUGCCCUCACUACCAUCUUCCAGAAGUACCUGCGCGAGUAUGCCUGGAAGAUCCUGUCUGGGAACCUGCCCAAAACAAGCAGUAACAGUGGAGGUCUGACCAUCAGCAGUCUGUUAAAGGAAAAAGAAGGUUCAGAGGUGGCCAAAUUUACCACAGAAGAGCUCUGUCUUAUUUGCAGUAUCCUCAGCACAGCUGAAUACUGCCUUGCAACCACACAACAGCUGGAGGAGAAGCUAAAGGAGAAAGUUGACAAGUCGCUCAUGGAGAGGAUUAAUCUAACAGGAGAGAUGGACACCUUUAGCACUGUGAUCUCCAACAGCAUCCAGCUUUUGGUUCAGGAUCUGGAUGCUGCAUGUGACCCAGCCCUCACAGCCAUGAGCAAGAUGCCAUGGCAGAGUGUGGAGCAUGUUGGUGACCAAAGCCCCUACGUCACGUCUGUCAUCAUGCAUAUCAAACAGAAUGUACCAAUCAUCAGAGACAACCUGGCUGCCACCCGCAAAUACUUCACCCAGUUCUGCAUCAAGUUCAUCAACUCCUUUAUCCCAAAGUUCAUCAACCACUUGUUCCGGUGUAAACCCAUCAGCAUGGUUGGAGCUGAGCAGCUUCUAUUGGACACACACUCUCUGAAGACGGUUUUGUUAGACCUCCCAUCCAUUGGCUCUCAAGUCCUUCGCAAAGCUCCAGCGAGUUACACUAAAAUAGUGGUCAAAGGGAUGACUCGUGCCGAGAUGAUUCUAAAGGUGGUCAUGGCCCCUCAUGAGCCUUCAGUGGUCUUUGUGGAUAAUUAUAUCAAGCUUCUUGCUGAUGGCAACCCAGAGACUUUCCAGAAAAUUCUAGACAUGAAGGGACUGAAGCGCAGUGAGCAGAGCAGUAUGCUGGAGCUCUUCAGACAGAGGUUACCCACUCCCCCCUCAGGGCCAGACACAGGGCCCACUAUGUCCUUCAGCGCCCCAACCCCUGAGCAGGAGUCCUCCCGCAUCCGCAAACUGGAGAAACUGAUCAAAAAACGAAUUCAGUGACCUAUUCUUCAUCAAUGUAUUACACAGGACUUGUUAAAGCUAUAUGUGAUUAUGGCUCUCCUGCAGUGUCUUAACUCAUAAAGCAUUCAAAGAUCAAAGUGGCAUUAUUCACAAGUAUAAAAGCUGGUAAAAGAGAACAUUCCCAUAUGAACAUGAAUCACCAGACUUAUACCAAAAACCUUAAAAUAAUGAAGCUUUCAUUCCAUUAAUUAAUAUAAACCCCAUGAAUCAAAAGUUGUUUGUAAAAUCAUCUGUAACACAUUGCUACGUUGCUGGCAUGUAUGAGUCAUUUACCCUUGUGUACCCGAGUUUUUCCUCCUUUUUUCUCUCUUAUAACACUAAUGCACAGGCUUUCCAUAGUGGGUGAAUGCAUGUCAUUUACUUUGCACAUUUCUCUGAAAUAUGCUUGCACUUAAAGCAAAGUGGAUGGCAGAGCAAUCCAGAAAAGUACCCUGCUGCUACUUUGGCACAAAUUCUUCCGGCUUGGGAGUCUGAACAUCAGAAUGAUUUAAAGGCAAAGUUUUCUCUAAAUGUCCCCUUCACCCUCACCAUUACAGUAAAUGGUCGUGAGGCACUUUGUGAGUGGUGUGUGUUAGGGGACUCUGUGUGUAAAUGGGAUUGGUCUGUAAUUCAGUCUCCAGGAUUAGGAGUAGAGCCCUAGGUGCUCUGUGCCACAGAGAAACUAGAGAUUUCCUGUCUCUCAAUGGGACACAAAGGAGUUGCCUUUCUUCCCCUCAAAAAACUGGACAAAACUGUAAAGGUUCAAAGAUGUUUUGAGAUAUUUAUCAGUGCAUGAGCAGAUCCUGAGUACAGAAUCUUUCUGAAUCUCUGUAAUGUUAUAAGGGCCUCUGGGUAACUGUAGAGUCAUAUAUUGUGACAUUAGAUUUGAUGCUUCAGAAUCAAGGGUGAAAAUGUGAAAUAUUUAUAUGGUUUCCUCUGUCUAUUCGUGUUUGCCUGUUAAUGGAUAUGAGUUUAGAGUUUUUUUUGCUAUGUAUGAGGUAGGGUGGGCAUUGGCCAUCUCUGUUGUACUUUUUACUCUGACUACUGCUCCUAAUCAUACAAUUGUCAUUAAAAGGCCUAGCAAAAACUUGCUUUCUUGGAAUAAAUUGUAAUGUAUCUUAA
Pangasianodon hypophthalmus (striped catfish) is the source of this 6098-nucleotide messenger RNA. It is a transcript of the gene vps53, whose product is annotated as VPS53 subunit of GARP complex. The coding region runs from base 2784 to 4976 and encodes 730 amino acids. Gene Ontology annotation, biological process: retrograde transport, endosome to Golgi. The record is from RefSeq and is a predicted model, not a curated record. Lineage: Eukaryota; Metazoa; Chordata; Actinopteri; Siluriformes; Pangasiidae. The transcript has 19 exons. Gene Ontology annotation, cellular component: GARP complex.